This is a messenger RNA of Linum tenue, 3857 nucleotides long. Lineage: Eukaryota; Viridiplantae; Streptophyta; Magnoliopsida; Malpighiales; Linaceae. The record is from the annotation of a GenBank genome assembly.
UCGACACGAGCCUUUCCCUGCCUUCCUUUGUCUGCUCUGCCUCGCAAUUCUCUCUCAUGAGUCGAUCGUGAACCCUCAUCGGACGCCGCCGUCGCUUCGCUGCCGAUUCGCGUCACCCUCCGGUUUCGGUGCUUUGCCAGUCAUCAAAUCUCAUCCGCCUUCGCCUGCUGUCUGCUCGGUCGAGACGAAGGCUAAACCCUAAAAUUUGCCGAUUCGCGUCGUAAUCCGCCCGGCCGUGGCCUGGCCUUCUUCCUCCAUCAUCUCCUCCGGCGUCUGAUUCUCCUGACCGCAUUCAUCGUCUUCCCUCCCUCCCAACUCCAGAAUCGAGUGUAAGCGGUGUUGAAGCGUCAAGAUGUACAACGGGAUAGGAUUGCAGACGGCAAGGGGGUCGGGAACUAAUGGUUACAUCCAGACCAAUAGGUUCUUUGUGAGGCCAAGGACGGACAAGGUCGCUCAUGCUUCCAGGGGAUUCGAUGAAGACCAGGGCACUGCAGGGAUAUCCAAAAAGCCCAACAAGGACAUCCUUGAGCACGACCGCAAGCGACAGAUUCAGCUCAAGCUCGUGGUGCUGGAGGACAAGUUGAUUGAGCAAGGUUAUACUGAUGCUGAGAUUGCUGAGAAGAUGGAGGAAGCAAGGAAGACGUUGGAAGCAGCAUCGGCCUCCGAGGGAAGUGGUGGACCUACUUCUUUGAUCUCAGGAGACGCUAAGAUUUCCAACACACAGUCUCACCAAGUUGCUGCGAGGAAGGAGAGACAGAUGGAAACAUUGAGGGCUGCUCUAGGAAUUCAGUCAACUGAUCCCAACAAAGAUGUUGCUGAUUUGAGUGAUGAUGGACCAUUUGCUGGUGGGAAGAAUGAUGGGAGUAAGUGGAUUAAGAAACCGGAACAUGCCUUCCUGGAUAGAGAUUUCAAAUUGAAGAAAGAUGCUGCUGAAGAUCUGGACAUUGAAAAGAGGGCAGCUGGUGCUGCAAAAAGUAGGAAGAAAGCUGAUGAAGCUGAUGAGGCGGGACAAGAUAGAAUGGCAAAAGCCAAGAAAAAGAGACGUCGUCAUGGUUCAGAAUCUGAUAUUAGUAGCAAUGCGGAGGAGGGUGAAGUGACUCGAGGGAAGCAUCGCAAAGUUAGACGCGGUAGUAGUGCUGCCGACAGUGAUUCAGAUUAUGGCAAGAAGAACCGAGUUUCAAAGAAGCAUCGCAAGGGCAGAAGACAUCGAAAAGACAGCGAUGAUUCUGAUUCUGGCCAUGAUACUGAAUCUGAUGAUGGGAAGAAAAAAAAUUCAGAUUACACUGACAGCGAUUCAGAUUAUGGCAAGAAGAACCGAGUUUCAAAGAAGCAUCGCAAGGGCAGAAGACAUCGAAAAGACAGCUAUGAUUCUGAAUCUGGCCAUGAUACUGACUCUGAUGAUGGGAAGAAAAUUUUUUCAGACAAGCACACUACCGGCAAGCAUGGCCGGAAGAGGGAUGACUCAUCAUAUGAUGACGACACUGAUUCAGACAAUGCCAAGAAGAAGAAAAAGCCAAAGAAGAAUGGUAUCCCGAGGAAGCCCAAGAAAAUUAGAAGUGGUAGUGAAAGUGAUGAUUCUUCUGCUGAUGACAGUGAGGGUGAUGAUGGGAAGAAUAAUCCAAAAGUUCAAUCAGAGAAAAGAAGAAAAUCUCAGAGGUGGCAUGACAUUGACUCUGAUUCUGAUUCUGAAUCUGAGCCAUCCAGACAUAGACUUGAGGAGACAAGACAACAUGCCAAAACAAGAAGGCGACAUGACUCUGAUGAUGACUCUGAUGCUGAUGUUUCGGCUAAGAGGAAAAACACCCUUAAAGCGCUCAAAGGUUCUAGUGAUGGGAACCAAAGAAGGGAAAAGAAAAUUUUAGGUGCAGGAGUCCAUUUGAAGAACCGAGACUCUGACGUGGACAAUGAAUCAGGUCUGGAGAAACAUAUUGAACGCAGAAGGGAAUCAGCUAAGAAUGGUGAUAGAGAACACAGAAGGGAAUCAACUAAGAAUGGUGCUGAUUAUGACUCUGCAAGUGAUCGGUCUGAUGACAAAAAAGUGAGGACGAAGAACAAUGAGAAGCAUUUUGAUGGAAUGAGAGAAGGGAAGCGAGAUCUGGAUCUUGGAAAGCAGACUGUUCGGAGAGAAACUGGCCGUGGUAAAAAAGAUAAUACUGUUGAAGAAGAAUUGGAUAGUAAAUUGUACCGGGAUAAGGAUGACUUUGGUCAUGAUCGUUACUCUAGGUCGCUUAAGUCCAGGGAUGGUAUCUCUGAGAAGGUUGGGGAUGCAGAGAGAACAGAGUGUAAGGGUGAUGAAUCUCCAUAUGGAAGUCAAAGUCGCCAACGAUAUCGUGAAGGACAUGGGAGGGAGAAUAAGGGCUAUAGGGAAGAGCGGGAUAGGUAUAAAAAAGACUCCAAGGAAGAAGGGGGGAGGGACAGAAGCCACACCAGAGAGGAGCGGGAAAGUGACCCAGAUAUCGUUAGGAAAGAGCUUGGAAGGGACGAUUGGAAUGCUAGGGAAGAACGUGGAAGAGACAAGCAGGAUCCUAGAGAAGAGCAUCUAAGUGGCAGAAGGGACUUCGGAGAGGAACAUGGAAGAGAAAAAAGGGAUUUCGUGAAAGAGCAUGGGAGUGGCAAAAGGGGUGCAAGAGAAGAUCGUCAAAGUGAUAAAAGGGACAUUAGGGAAGAACGUGGAAGAGACACUAGGGAAAAUCGUGACAGCAGAGACAUUAGGGAAGAACGUGGAAGGGACAAGAGGCAUGCUGGGAAGGAAGAAGAUGGUCAUAGAACUAGAAGGAAUGAUAAAGUCGAGCAAGAUGGUGAAAAACGAAAAAGCUUUACUGACAAUGAUGAUGUUCAAAAACAUGGAACUCGGAGGCAGGAAAGGGAGGAAGAAGGCCAGCAACAAAGUAAAGAUGAUCGGGUGGUUUCCUCCAAGAGAGCCAGAUAUGACGAUGACCCACAUCAUGAAUACGACAGACGCAGAGACAAUCGACGUGACUACCGCGACUGACUGUCUUCUGUAGCAUGAAAAUAGUUUAAAUGGGAUUGGUUGCAGCAGCGUGAAGGUUACAUUCCCAGUGAAGGGGCAUAAUAGCAGAAUGGAAGAUUACAUGACAUAGGUAAUUCAUGCAUGUAAGAGGGCUUGAAGAACUCUUUGUUCUGGUGAUCUUUUUGUUCAAGAGUGCGUUAGAAAAUGAAAGUGUCGCCUUUUUAGUCUGAAUAAAGGGAGUGCAGUUGCUGAUCAUGCCGCUACAUAAGUAAGCAGCAAUGUUUUUAGCUGUGUUGCGCAUCUGGAAGAUUAUUGUGCAGGCUGGGAGUCGGUUGAUUGAAUCCUUGGGACUUUGUGUAAGGAAGACUGGAAGAGAGAAGAGGGGGCACAUUGUUUCGGGAAAGAAGGCAGCAGCAAGCAGCUCUCUUGCGAGGCAGCAUUAUGCAGCUCAACAACAGCUUCGGAUACCAAAAUGCAGGUCGAGGUUUUGUCAAUGCAUUCACCAUUCUUGUUCACGUUGAUGAUUGAUCACGAUUAGGCUACGCUGAAUUCCUAUUCGCGUCUAUUUCGUGCUAAUGGGUGACUUGAAAUUCCGUACCUUGUUUCCAUCACAAUCUAGCAGAAUAGAGUCGGAUUUUUGGAGCCAAGGUUUUCCGUGGCCGCCAUUGAUAUCAACCUCUUGGCGGAGGCAGAUCCACCAUUUCCCCACUCUUUUUAUCUCUCGCUUUAGCGCAGCUCCUUCUCCUUUUUAUCAGUCAAUCUGUUGGUUCGGAGAAAUUGGGGAGACCACAAAUUUCAGGUCAAUCCACCGGUGGCGUAAAUUUCAGAAGCUCGCGCGGGAAAAUUUCGCCCGACUGUGGACCCCACUUUUAACUGAACAUACGCU